GUUGUCUUUAGAGCCAGAAUGUGACUGCCCCCUUGUGUUGUGAAACACAAAGGGAAACGUUCAGCGAGGCCAGAGCUAGGUUAUUGAUGAGUUCACAGCACCCCCUAAUCCAGUGCUUUAGACCUCACUGGGAGUAACUAUCGUUUUGGUUAGUGUCUACUGCCUCCUCUAGAGAUCUGAUAAUGUGAAGUAUGACUGGAAGUUGCACGGAGUCACAGACUUAAAGAUGUCAUUAAUCAUAUGGUGCUAAAACAACUGCAGUUGCGGUGUAAUUUGUAUGUCGAUUAAGGUCUUAUGGGUAUGUGCAGGUGCGGUAUGUACACGUACUUGCCGUACAGCAAAGGUGGCUCCCAGAUGGUGAAGAUCGCCUUCUGGACACCAGCUCACGGCUUCAAGCUCCUCUCUUCUGUCUCCUUUUUCCAGGACAAAUUCCAAAAGUUUGUUGUUCCAUAUAACUGUUAAACGAUAAACAUUAAUUUUCUUAAUUAAUAUUUACUUUUAGUAAUCUACUGGCAAACUUUGAAUAUUGAGAAUUCUCAGAAAUCUCCACACAUAGCGUUUUCGCUAAAUACUAUUGCAAUGGACGUUUUUAAAGUUUCUACGGUGCCAAAGUGAACGUGACAUCCGAACCCUACAUGCCUUACUGGGACGAGGAAGAGGUGCUGGCCGCUGAUGGUUCCAAGACAAUCGUGUACCGUGGCUCUGACUACCGCAUGGUGGAUGCUAUUGCCUCGGCUCUUAAUUUUACUGUCCGCGUCCUUCCGACGUCAUCGUGGACUGAGGUAACAAGUCUGGUGGAGCAGAAGACUUCACUGAUAUCUCCAGUUAUUCAUAGUAUCCUACCUGAGCGAGUCGAAAAAUUUGACUUCACUUACUUAUUUGAAAAUUCAUAUGGGUCAUUUGGCUUGGCUAAACCCAACCUGGAGCCUCGAUGGAAAAGCAUUUACUAUCCUCUGUCUACUGCAGUGUGGUCAGCAAUGGUUGGGCAUGUUGUCUUCUUGCCAUUCCUUUUGUGGCAGCUCAUUCGUGCAGGACAUGAUAGACACCCAAACGUGGGAGUGGGGGCAGUGUUCCAGGACAUGGUGGGGAUGCUGCUCGGCCAGAACCUUCCUCGCAGGCUGUCCUAUACCUCCUCCAGCAGGGUUCUGGUGGCUGCCUGGCUGGUGUUCGCCCUUAUUCUCGGGGUGGCCUACCGCGGCAAUUUAACUGCCUUUCUCACUCUUCCCAAGUAUCCUCCGCGCCCAGAGACACUCAAGGAAAUCGUCGACAGCGUUGACAUGUAAUGUGUGCCGGUAAUUGUUUAGUACAUUCAGGGCGGAGAAGAAAUUCAUCCUGCUUUAAAAGUACAAUGCAUAUUAAAGAAAGAUACUUGGGUUACAAUCAUCUUAUUAUUCAUUGUUACUAUUUAUGAUAA
Molecule: messenger RNA, 1414 nt
Organism: Scylla paramamosain (green mud crab)
Lineage: Eukaryota; Metazoa; Arthropoda; Malacostraca; Decapoda; Portunidae
Product: glutamate receptor ionotropic, delta-1-like
Exons: 3
Coding region: 636-1283 (215 amino acids)
Cellular component (GO): membrane
Molecular function (GO): ligand-gated monoatomic ion channel activity
Source: RefSeq, a predicted model, not a curated record